CAGCCAGAGACCAUACCAAGCGUGGCCGAGCAGGGAGCGGAGGCGGCGGCGCGCUCCAGGGAGGCCUGGGCCGCUGAUGGUUUUGGCGAAGUACCCUAAGGUAGCUGGGCCGGCCCCCUCUUUCCCACCUACCUCUUGCCCUUCCCCCCACACCACCACCACCCUGGCUCCCCUCCCUCAUGACCGCCUGGAUCCUCCUUCCUGUCAGCUUGUCAGCAUUCUCUAUCACUGGCCUAUGGACUGUGUAUGCCAUGGCCGUGAUGAACCGCCACGCAUGCCCUGUGGAGAACUGGUCCUACAACGAGUCCUGCUCUCCUGACCCCGCUGAACAAGGGGGCCCCAAGACUUGCUGCACCCUGGAUGAUGUCCCCCUCAUCAGGCAAGGAAACAGACUGUUAUGUCAUCCGUCCAGGUCACACAGCUACAAGUGUGGCACAUAUCCCCCAGAGAGCUGCCUCUUCAGCCUCAUUGGCAACAUGGGUGCUUUCAUGGUGGCUCUGAUCUGCCUGCUGCGCUACGGGCAGCUCCUGGAGCAGAGUCGUCAUUCCUGGGUCAACACCACAACACUCAUCACAGGCUGCACCAACGCUGCGGGCCUUGUGGUGGUCGGCAACUUCCAGGUGGAUCAUGCUAAGUCUCUGCACUACAUCGGAACUGGUGUGGCCUUCUCCGCCGGGCUGCUCUUUGUCUGCCUGCACUGUGCCCUCUGCUACCAUGGGGCCACCGCCCCCCAGGACCUGGCUAUGGCCUACGUGCGGAUUGUGCUGGCAGCCAUCGCCUUUGUCACCCUGAUCCUCAGUGCGGUCUUCUUUAUGCACGAGAGCUCUCAGCUGCAGCAUGGGGCAGCCCUGUGCGAGUGGGUGUUUGUCAUUGAUAUCCUCAUUUUCUACGGCACUUUCAGCUAUGAGUUCGGAGCAGUGUCGUCAGAGACGCUGGUGGCUGCGCUGCAGCCUGCCCCUGGCCGGGCCGCCAAGUCCUCUGGGAGCGGUCGCACCUCCACUCACCUCACCUGUGCCCCCGAAAGCAUCGCCAUGAUCUGAGGUCUGGGGAGGGUGGCCGGGCCAACCUCACCAGCUCCCCACCUCAUAACUUUGCAUUUAUUUUGUACCAAAAAUGGUUUUGAGAAAGUGUUGUCGGGAUAUAGGCUUCCUUGCUGCUGGAGCAGUGGCCAUCCCACACCCACCCGUGCCACGGAGGAACAGGCCCGGCAGGUGCCUGGGCUGCACACAACCUACUCCCUUACUCUGCACUGUUGUUUUUAUGUUCAAAGGUCACAUAUUCUUAUUUCACCCAGCCAGCCCUUCAGGUGCCUUCUACUCCCCAGUGCCGAAGCCAAACCACUGGGGUUUCCUGCUGCAGGAAUUGGGGGCUGGGAACAGCAAGAAGGAUAGAAUUUGGGGUGGAGGGAUAGGCACUCCUUAGACUGUGGGAAGGCCCACUUUGGGGCCUACUGAGCUGCACUGGGAUUCUUCACUCUGCCCUUUUCUUUCUUUCGGGCAAAUAACACAGCAGAACCAU
Messenger RNA from Lynx canadensis (Canada lynx), 1518 nucleotides. RefSeq names its product transmembrane protein 150A (gene TMEM150A). Bases 180 to 1040 code for a protein of 286 amino acids. The record is from RefSeq and is a predicted model, not a curated record. NCBI's taxonomy places the organism in Eukaryota, Metazoa, Chordata, Mammalia, Carnivora, Felidae. The transcript is spliced from 9 exons. Gene Ontology annotation, biological process: protein localization to plasma membrane.